AAAAUAAAGAAUAAUAAUUUUAUCUUAAAAAUUUUAAGAAUGUCAUCAACACAAUCUACUCAAACCGUUGAACAAGAUGCAGCUAAACCUCGUUUACCGCGUGUUUCAAUCGAAUAUUGUGUUCAGUGCCGUUGGGUAUUACGUGCAGGAUGGAUGGCACAAGAAUUAUUAAUUACUUUUAGUACACUUCUUGGUGAAGUAGCUUUAAUUCCUGGUUCUAGCGCUGUUUUCAAAGUUCAUGUCGAUGGAGAACUUAUUUGGGAUCGUAAACAAGCAGGAAGAUUUCCUGAAAUGAAAGAAUUGAAAACACUUAUUAGAAAUAAAAUUGCUCCUGAUAUGGAACUUGGUCAUAGUGAUGCAAAUAAAAAGGAUGGUGCUAAAGCAACUACUACUAAUACCGCGAAUAAUAACGAUAAUAACAGUGAUAAUAAGACAACUGAAGAAUGUAAAGAUUGUGCUUCUUAAUUUUUCAAUUUGUUAAAUGUAUAAAUAUAUUUUCUUCCUCUUUUUUUUUAAAAAAAUAAAUUAUUUACAUAAGU
Molecule: messenger RNA, 539 nt
Organism: Rhizophagus irregularis DAOM 181602=DAOM 197198
Lineage: Eukaryota; Fungi; Glomeromycota; Glomeromycetes; Glomerales; Glomeraceae
Source: RefSeq, a predicted model, not a curated record